Messenger RNA from Hevea brasiliensis (rubber tree), 3233 nucleotides. RefSeq lists its product as uncharacterized. Bases 763 to 3024 code for a protein of 753 amino acids. Gene Ontology annotation, molecular function: protein binding. NCBI's taxonomy places the organism in Eukaryota, Viridiplantae, Streptophyta, Magnoliopsida, Malpighiales, Euphorbiaceae. The record is from RefSeq and is a predicted model, not a curated record. The transcript is spliced from 9 exons.
UCUGUAGUGGCCCUGCCAUAUUUCCUUGCUAUUCUUACCUCAGGUUUCAAGGAAAAAGAUUUUGCUGGGGACUUGCCUAAGAAACUUUUUGUUCACUUGACAUAGCUCUUCGCAUCUAUGGCUUCUAUAUCGGCCUCCUUCUGUUCCAGACAUUCUUUAAUGCUUGAUGCUAAAUUGAAGUCCAUAUCCCUCCCGAUAUAGUAUGUUUGAUAAGGCGUUGGUUUGGUCGGUCGAGGUCGCUCUUCGCGAAAAAUAAAGUAGGGUACGGACAUUUAGCGUAGAUAAGGAGUCCGGCGAUCGGCAGUGAGGUGAGGCGAACGACGAAGAGCUAGUGAGUGGAUAAGACAAAGCGUAGCGCAGGCUGGUCAGCGCAUCUGUCAUUGGCUAAAUGGCUCAGUAAAGUAGCUACUGGAUUGGUAGCUUCGUUUUUGCUGAUUCGUGGGACCCAAGAGAAACAGAACAGGGACUCGACGGGCAGAAAGUAAGCAGGCGGAGCCAGUUGGAGAAAUAGCUAUGAGCAAGUCAAAUGGGCACAUGAGCUCAGUUUAGUUCAUAAGUAACAACCAGCACUCACGUAGCUUAGAAGAGGUGCUGGUUCUCUUCCUCCUAAUUCGAGGUGAGCUUCAGCUCAAUUUUUAAAGCGUAGAACAAGCCUUUCUGAUCCCAAACCCGGCCCCAAGGGGGCCAUUUCCCUAACCAAGAUCUGGCCAUAGUUUUCAAGGCUUUUCCCUUUGUCUGCUCAAAAGCGAAGCAUUGAGAGAUAUGAUGAGUUCAUCAGAAGUAAAUACAGAUGAAUUAUUUGAAUAUGCCAUGAAUGGGCAGUGGAGUAAAAUAGUUGAAGCCUAUCAGAAUAAUCCCAGAAAUCAAACAACCAAGAUCACAGAUUCAGAGGACACAGCUCUGCACAUAGCUGUUGAAACUGGUCAAACGGAAAUUGUAUCCCAACUUGUGGAAACAAUAAGAGAAAAUGCAUCAACCGUCCUGGGUUUAAAGAAUAAGAGAGGCAACACCGCUCUCCACAUAGCAGCGGAGAUUGGGAACGUAAAAGUGUGUGAUUGCAUGGCUUCCAAGUCCGCGCAGCUUAUUAGUGAUCGGAAUGAGGAGGGUAGGACUCCUCUCUUCUUGGCAGUCUCUCGUGGAAAGAUGGAAGCCUUCAUUUGUCUACAGGAAUUUAGCAAGGGAAUUGUGGGUUUUAAUACAGCAUUCAGAAUUAGAGACAACGAUGGUAAUACCAUCCUUCACUCUGCCAUCAUUGGAGAAAACUUUGACUUGGCGUUGAAGAUAAUGAAAGAUUACCCAGAACUAAUGGACUAUAGAAAUCGGAGUGGUGAGGUUCCUCUCAAUAUUCUGGCAAGUAAGCCACAUGCAUUCAAAAGCAGCAGUCGCCUUGGGCUAUUUGAUACUGCCAUCUACAAUUGUAUUAUUGUUGGUAAGCCCAAGGAGGCGGCAGAAAAAGACAGUCGAGCUUCAGGAAUCGAAACUUAUUGCCGUUGCCCACCUAAUUAUGGAACUUGCAUGAGCUUCAUUGGAAUGAUGGAGUGGUUCCUUCAUAUAUCAUUGGUACUGUUGAAAAAAUUAUUUGGAGGUCCCCUUCUAGCCAACAGCCAAAGCAGAAAUUGCAACGUAAGUGAUCUGGAGAAUCCCAGCCAGAGAAGGGGUUUAGGGGCAGGCACAGCGGGAUCAUCAUCAUCCACAGUAAAAUGCAAAUCAAACGCAGAUAUAGAAAUAGAAGAAUCAACCGCAACAAAUAGAUCAAUUGCAAACAGUGGAACUGGCCUAACAGAAAAGGCAGGGCAAGAGGAUGUUUUCCCUCCUAAUUAUGUAACACCAGUUGUUCUUUUCAAGCUCGUGAUGACCGCCAUUAUGGUGAUUCUGGGACUGGGGUUUUCGAGGAUAAGGAAGAUUAAAGAGAAGAAAGAGAUACACAAAAGGGCUACUCAGGUCAUGAACCAACUGGUUCAGCAUGCUUCUAAUUACAAAUACAAAGACAAUGGCAAGGAGCCUGCUAGAACUGGGUCAGGCGAAAAUGGAAUUUCCCAGCCACCUGAGACUUGUGAUAGAGAGGUGAAGAAGGAAACAACUAUACCAGAGGUGAAGAAGGAAACAGCUAUACUAACUGCAGCUAGGAUGGGGAUAAGAGAGAUGGUGGAGAAAAUCCUGGACACAUUUCCUGUGGCUAUAAUGGAUGUCGACGCUGACAAUAAAAAUGUUGUGCUCUUGGCAGUAGAGCACAGGCAGACCCAAGUUUAUACCAUGUUGAUGAAGAAGGCAGUACCAAAGGAUAUCAUCUUCUGCCAAGUGGAUAAAGAUGGAAACAGUGCAUUGCACCUUGCUGCAAAAUUUGGAGAUUACAAGCCUUGGCUCAUUCCAGGAGCUGCCUUACAAAUGCAAUGGGAAUACAAGUGGUACAAGUUUGUUAAGAAAUCAAAGCCACGAAAUUUUUUUGCUCGAUAUGAUAAGAAAGGUCUAACUGCAAAGCAAAUAUUCAUGGAAACACACAAGGAGCUCGCUAAAAAUGGCAGAGAAUGGUUAACCAAAACCUCAGAGGCCUGUUCUGUCGUUGCAGCACUUAUAGCAACGGUUGCAUUUGCAACAUCAACAACUAUACCAGGUAGUUUCAAUGAAAAUAACGGUGAACCAAAUUUUGCAGAUGAAGCUCCAUUCACCGUCUUCGCUAUCUCAUCAGUUGUUGCUCUCUGCUGUUCGGUGACAGCCCUUGUGUUCUUUCUUUCAAUUCUCACCUCUCGAUUUGAAGAAAAGGAUUUCGCCAGUGAGUUGCCAAACAAGCUCCUUCUUGGAUUAACUUCGCUCUUCUCAUCCAUAGCUUUCAUGCUGGUGUCAUUCAGUGCAGGCCAUUUCUUUGUUCUCCAAGAAAAAUUGAGAUAUGCUACAUAUCCAAUAUAUGGUGUAACAUGCUUGCCAGUGACCCUUUUCGCUCUGGGACACCUCUCCCUCUAUUCCGAUCUUACAAAAGCUAUAUUCAAAAGGGUGCCUCAACGAAGCUUCAAGGUGUUUGCUCCUUAGGUUUCUGCAAACUUAGUUUUGUUGAGUGUUUGCUCAUUACGUCAAUGUCUGUGUUCUGUUUUGUCUAGUCUGUUAUCAAUUUGAAAUUCAGAGAUGUUCGACAUUGCUGCUAAUGGGAAUGUUUGGAAAAUUUGUUGCCAUUUUGUCAAGAGUAAGGAGCCUAUUUUCUUUGUGUUUUUUCUAUUUUAAUUUCGAUGAAGUUUCUUUUC